Rhineura floridana is the source of this 11491-nucleotide messenger RNA. RefSeq lists its product as uncharacterized. Gene Ontology annotation, biological process: regulation of transcription by RNA polymerase II. Gene Ontology annotation, molecular function: RNA polymerase II cis-regulatory region sequence-specific DNA binding; DNA-binding transcription factor activity. Bases 479 to 8449 code for a protein of 2656 amino acids. NCBI's taxonomy places the organism in Eukaryota, Metazoa, Chordata, Lepidosauria, Squamata, Rhineuridae. The transcript is spliced from 23 exons. The record is from RefSeq and is a predicted model, not a curated record.
GAAAAGGGCGUCGUCAGCCCGUGUGGGGGGGGGGGUCUGAGAAGGGCGAGCCAGAUUCCGCCCCAUUAAGAGGCGGCCUGUUCCCCUGAUCUAUCCAGGAUCGCUCCGGCCCUCCCAUCCCCCCACCCACAUCAGGGAUCGGAGGUUCUUCCUCCCCCUCGGCCUUUGAUGUGCAGCCGGUGCGUGUGUGAGUGAGGGGGUGGAGUUCUGCAGUGCGGCGUCGAUGGAUGUGAUCGCUUCAUCCAUUGUUCUAGGAUUCGAAUUUGCGCCCCCUCCCCUUCAUCCGGUGCCCGGCGGAGACGCGUGGGCACGCUUUCAGACGUGCUGCCGGUGACGCGUGGAGGGGGUCGCUCGCCGUGGAACGCAACGCGCGUGGCGGAAGACUUGCCCCCAAAGGGAAGAGGUCUUGGAAGUGUCUUAGUCAGGACCAUCUUUGCCUUGAAACAGACACUGGAAGAAGGACAAGCAGGGGGCUCCCAUGGAGCACAGAUCGAAGAUGGAAGAGCAAGACCCAGCUGGCCCUGAAAGAAUAAGAUGCCCUGAAGCCACUGAGAUUGGGAGCAGCAGGGAAUUCUGGGGAAGAGCCAUGCAGAAGAUCCGAAGUGAGGACACUCUUGGCUCAGAAGGACACCAACAACGUUUCGGCCAUAUCGCCCAGGCUGAGAGCAGUGGGGAAUUCUGGAGGGAAACAGUGCUGGAGAUCCCAGAUCAGGAGACCUUUGGCUCAGAUGUGCGUUUCAGGCAGUUCCGCUACCCGGAGGCUGAGGGGCCCCGAGAGGUUUGCAGCCAACUCCACCAUCUUUGCUGUCAGUGGCUGAAGCCAGAGCAGCACACCAAGAACCAGAUCCUGGACUUGGUGAUCCUGGAGCAGUUCCUGGCUGUCCUCCCACCGGAGAUGGCGAGCUGGGUGAGGGAGUGUGGAGCGGAGAGCAGUUCCCAGGCGGUGGCCCUGGCCGAAGGUUUCCUCCUGAGCCAGGCAGAGGAGAAGAAGCAGGAAGAUCAGCAGGUAAAGGGUCUGUUUUCAGAAGCGGCCACUAAUUUACUUGAGGCAGUGGAAGCUCUACCAGACACUGGAGAGAAUACCCUGAGAAGAGGGAGUGCCCAGGAGAGCAAUGGAGAUAGCCUCUUGCUGGGUGAUGGAAUGAUGCCAGCAAGACCUCCUCAGCCGUCUCUUCCAUGUGGUGGAGGGGAAGCAGCUGCUGUAGCACCGGAUCAGGGUCCCGUGUCCUUUGAGGAGGUGGCUGUGUUUUUCACGCAGAAAGAGUGGGCUCUGCUGGAUCCUGACCAGAGAGCACUGCAUUGGGAAGUCAUGGAGGAGAAUUAUCAGCUUGUCGCCUCUCUUGAGGAUGACAAAUGUGAAACCUCGAUUAAUGGAGAACCACAUGAGCUGUCACCAGAAAGAGAUGUAUGUAAAAAAGGGGAACAGCAGAAAACUGAAGCAGAUCAGAACAGCUGGAAUAAAUCCUUUGCUCCUGAGGACAGUAACUACCAUGAAAUUGCAAUAAAAGAAAUAACAGAUGAAAUAGGGGAAACAAGCACAGCCUGUGUGUAUUGGGAAAGUUUCAAUUCUCAAUCAGAAUGUACAGCUCAUUGCAAGAUCCACACAGUUGCAAAAUCAAAUAAAGGUUUGGAAUGUGGAAACAGCUUUGAUCAGAAGAUAACUGUCACUUCUAAUCAAAUAAUUCACAAAGGGGAGAAACCGUUUCAGUGCAUGGAGUGUGGAAAGAGUUUCAAUCAGAAGAUACAUCUCACUUCACAUCAAAUAAUUCACACAGGGGAGAAACCGUUUCAAUGCAUGGAAUGUGGAAAGAGCUUCAAUCAGAAGAUACAUCUCACUUCCCAUCAAAGAAUUCACACAGGGGAGAAACCGUAUCAAUGCUUGGAGUGUGGAAAACGCUUCAGUGAGAAGACGAAUCUCAUUGCUCAUCAAAGAACUCACACAGGGGAAAAACCAUAUCUAUGCAUGGAAUGUGGAAAGAGUUUCAGACUGAGGUCUACCCUUACUUCUCAUCAAAGAAUUCACAGAGUUGAGAGACAGUAUAAAUGUUUGGAAUGUGGAAGGGGCUUCAGUCAGAAGAUACAUCUCACUUCGCAUCAAAGAAUUCACACAGGGGAGAAACCAUAUCAAUGCAUGGAAUGCGGAAGGAGCUUCAUUAGGUAUUCAAACCUUACUUCUCAUCAAAAGAUUCACACAGGGCAGAAACUAUAUCAGUGCAUGGAAUGUGGAAAGAGCUUUAGUCAGAGUUCUACCCUUAGUUCUCAUCAAAGGAUUCACAGAGUGGAGAAGCCAUAUAAAUGCUUGGAAUGUGGAAAGGGCUUCACACAAAAGAUACAUCUCAUUGCCCAUGAAAGAAUUCAUACAGGGGAGAAACCAUAUCAGUGCAUGGAAUGUGGAAAGAGCUUCAUUAGAUGUUCAAACCUUACUUCACAUCAAAGAAUUCACACAGGUGAGAAACCAUAUCAUUGCUUGGAAUGUGGAAAGAGCUUCAGUCACAAGAUCAAUCUCACUUCCCAUCAAAGAAUUCACACAGGGGAGAAACCAUACCAGUGCAUGGAAUGUGGAAAGAGCUUCAGUCAGAAGAGUAAUCUCACUUCUCAUCAAAGAAUUCAUACACAGGAGAAACCAUAUCAAUGCAUAGAAUGUGGAAAGAGCUUCAGUAGUAAGAUGAAUCUCAGUUAUCAUCAAAGAAUUCACAGAAGUGCUUGGAAUAUGGAACAAGAUUCUCCCAAUUUAACUCUGUUUCACGUUGAAGAACCUACAUAUGAAAUGCACUAUUUAGAUGAAUAUCAAGCAAGGAGCCAUAUAAAUGUUCUGAGCAACAAUGACAAACAAGCUGUCAUCAUGCAGCAUGACAAUAGCCUUUCAUGGUGGCUAGUGGGCUCAGCACAGCGGGUGAACAGGCAAGGCAUGGCAGAGUAUCAAAGAACAGAUGGAUGGGUGAAAAGGUGCUGCAUGGCCCAAGACCUUCAAGGCAGGAAAGGGAGCAGGGAGGAAAGGAAGAGAGAACAUACCUCCACAGAGCACAGAUCGUGGAUCUCAGUUUCUGCGGGACUCAAAGCUUGUGGGCUCCUCGGAAGGAGAGGCCGAGCACUGCUGGGAACAGGAGGCCGCCCUGUGUGGGACGUAAUAGCGCCUCCAGGUAGGGCAGCCUUUGGCAGAAGAGGGAGGAAGAGGUGCUUGGGUCCAGUUGGAAGCUUCCUUGGAGCACUGAAGAUGGAAGAGGAGAACUCAGCUGGCCCUGAAGCAAGAAGAGACCCUGAUACCAUCAAGACUGGGAGCCCUGGGGAAUUCUGGGAAAGAGCCAUGCCAAAGAUCUUGGCAGAGGACACCCGCAACCAGCAUUUCGGGCAGAUCCGCUACCAGGAGGCCAAGGGCCCCCAAGACGUUUGUGACCAGCUCCACAACCUCUGUCGGCAGUGGCUGAAGUCAGAGCCACACACAAAGAAUCAGAUUCUGGACAUGGUGAUCCUAAAGAAGUUCUUGACUGUCCUUCCACCAGAGAUAGAGAGCUGGGUCAGAGAAUGUGGAGCGGAGAGCAGUUCCCAGGCUGUGGCCCUGGCCAAAGGCUUCCUCCUGAGUCAGGUCGAGGACAAGAAGCAGGCAGAGCAGCAGGGUCUGUUUACAGAAGCGGCCACUGGUUUUCCUGAGGCAGAGAAAGUUCUGUUGGACACCAGGGAGGGUCCCCUGCCAAGUAGUGUCCAGGAGGGUGACAGAGGUGACCCAUCGAUUGGAGAUGCAAUGAUGCCAGCAAGACCUAUUCAGCCAUCUCUUUAUUGUGGAGGGGAAGCAGCUGCUGUGGCACCAGAUCAGGGUCUAGUGUCCUUUGAGGAUGUGGCUGUAUAUUUCUCGGAAGAGGAGUGGGCUCUGCUGGAUCCAGACCAGAAAGUGCUGCACAGCGAAGUCAUGGAGGAGAAUUAUCAGCUUGUUGCCUCUCUUAAAGGUGAUGAAUGGGAAGCCAAGAAUAACAGAGAAUUAUGUUACUUGUCCCUGGAAAGAGACAGAGGUAAAAAGAGUAAACAUCAGAGAAGGAAAACUGAAGCAAAUCAGAGCAUGUGGAAUACAUGCUCUGCUUCUCGGAACAGUAACUACAAGGAAAUUGCAAUCAAAGAACAAAAGGAUAAAAGAAAGGGAACAAGUAAAUGGUGUAUUUAUUGGGAAAGUUACAGUUAUGACUCAGAAUGUAAAGCUGUUUGCAAAAUCGAUACAGGGGAGAAACCAUAUCAGUGCUUGGCGUGUGGGAAGAGCUUUAGUCAGAAAAAAAUUCUCACUGCUCAUCAAAAAACUCACACAGGGGAGAAACCGUAUAAAUGCUUAGAAUGUGGAAAGAGCUUCAGCUGGAAGCAAAGUCUCACUGAUCAUCAAAGAAUUCACACUGGGGAGAAACCAUAUAAAUGCUCAGAAUGUGGAAAGAGUUUCAGUUCGAGUUCCCAUCUCACUUACCAUCGCAGAAUACACUUUGGGGAGAAGCCAUAUAAAUGCUUGGAGUGUGGAAAAAGCUUCACACAGAAGAUACAUCUCACUUACCAUCAAAGAAAUCACACAGGGGAGAAACCAUAUAAAUGUUUGAAGUGUGGAAAGAGCUUUAGUGAGAAAAAAAUUCUCACUGAUCAUCAAAAAACUCACACAGGGGAGAAACCCUAUAAAUGCCUGGAAUGUGGAAAGAGCUUUAGUCAGAAAAAAACUCUCACUGAUCAUCAAAAAACUCACACAGGGGAGAAACCAUAUAAAUGCUUGGAGUGCGGAAAGUGCUUUACACAGAAGAUAAAUCUCACUUCUCAUCAAAGAAUUCACACAGGGGAGAAACCAUAUAAAUGCUUGGAAUGUGGAAAGUGCUUUACACAGAAGAUAAAUCUCACUUUUCAUCAAAGAAAUCACACAGGGGAGAAACCAUAUCAGUGCUUGGAGUGUGGUAAGAGCUUUAGUCAGAAAAAAACUCUCACUGCUCAUCAAAAAACCCACACAGGGGAGAAACCAUAUAAAUGCUUGGAAUGUGAAAAGAGCUUCAUGCAGAAGAUACAUCUCACUUAUCAUCAAAGAAAUCACACAGGGGAGAAACCAUAUCAGUGCUUGGAGUGUGGAAACCGCUUCACACAGAAGAUACAUCUCACUUAUCAUCAGAGAAAUCACACCGGGGAAAAGCCAUAUCAGUGCUUGGAGUGUGGAAAGAGCUAUAGUCAGAAAAAAAUUCUCACUUACCAUCAAAGAAAUCACACAGGGGAGAAACCAUAUAAAUGCUUAGAAUGUGGAAAAAGCUUCAGUUGGAAGCAAAGUCUCACUGAUCAUCAAAGAAUUCACACAGGUGAGAAACCCUAUAAAUGCUUGGACUGUGGAAAGAGCUUUGGUACAAGCUCCCAUCUCACUUCUCAUCGCAGAAUUCACACCGGGGAGAAACCAUAUAAAUGUUUAGAGUGUGGUAAGAGAUUCACACAGAAGAUACAUCUCACUUAUCAUCAAAAAACUCACAUGGAGAAACCAUAUAAAAACAAUAUCUUGGCUUUGCAGGACUUGGUUGAACCUCCAAUUCUGCCAGUCUUUGCCUGGAGGCAGUCAAUGGCCGAAGAAGUGAGAGCUCAUUCAGCCUUCACGGAGGCUUUCUUGGGGCACAGAUCAAGGAUGGAAGAGGUAGACCCAGCUGGCCUUGAAGCAGGAAGAGGACCUCAUAUUGUUCAGGCUGGGAGCCGUGGGGAAUUCUGGGAAAGAGUCAUACAGAAGAACAUGAGCGAGGAGGACACUCUUAUUGCAGAUGUACAGCGUCGGCGUUUUCGGCAGCUCCGCUACCAGGAGGCUGAGGGGCCCCGAGAGCUUUGCAGCCGACUCCAUGAUUUUUGCUGUCGUUGGCUGAAGCCAGAGCAACACACAAAAACUCAGAUCCUGGACCUGGUGAUCCUGGAGCAGUUCCUGGCUGUCCUUCCCCCGGAGAUAGAGAGCUGGGUAGAGGGUCUCUUUGCGGAAGUGGCCACUGAUUUCUUUGAGGCAGAGAGGACUCCACUGGACACCAGGGAGGGGCCACAGGCAGGUGACAAAUGGGAAACACAGAAGAGUGACCUGCUGCCUAAAGUGUCACCAGAAAAAGGCAGAUGUAAAAAGAGCAAACUGCACAUAGGUCAGCAGCCAUAUAAAUGCUUGGAGUGUGGAAAGAACUUCAGACUGAGUGCAAGCCUCACAAACCAUCGAAGAACUCAUAUGGGGGAGAAACCAUAUAAAUGCAUGGAAUGUGGAAAGGGCUUCAGUCUGAACAGAGACCUUGCUUAUCAUCAAAUAAUCCAUACUGGAGAGAAACCAUACCAAUACCUUGCUUGUCAUCAAAGAAUUCACACUGGCGAGAAACCAUACCAGUGCUUGGAAUGUGGAAAGAGCUUCAAUAGGAGCACAAAUUUCCGACUACCUUUGCCCUUAGAGAGAUAUCGGCCGAAAAAGGAAGAGGCUUCCUUUGAGCACAGAUCAAAGAUGGAAGAGGAAGAUCCUGCUACCUCUGAAGCAGGAAGAGGCCCCAAUACUCUCAAGAUUUGGAGCAGUGGGGAAUUCUGGGAAAGCUUUGUGCAGAAGAUUCUGAAUGAGGGAGACACCCUCAGCUCAGACAUACAGUGCCAGCUUUUCAGGGAGAUCCGCUACCAGGAGGCCGAGGGACCCCGAGAGGUUUGCAGUCACCUCCACCGUCUUUGCAGUGAGUGGCUAAAGCCAGAGCGACACACAAAGAACCAGAUCCUGGACAAAGUGAUCCUGGAGCAGUUCCUGACUAUCCUUCCCCCGGAGAUGGAGAGCUGGGUCAGAGAAUGUGGACCAGAGACCAGUUCCCAGGCAGUGGCCCUGGCCGAAGGUUUCCUUCUAAGUAAAGAAAAGGACAAAAAGCAGGAAGAGCAGCAGGUAAAGGAUCUGCUAACAGAAAUGAGAACUCACUUCCCUAAACCAGAGAGGACUCCAUCAGACCCCAGACACAGGCCUCUGGGUGAUGGAAUGAUGCCUGCAAGACCCCCUCAUCCAUCUCUUCUUUGUGGUGGAGCAGAAAGAGCGGCUGUGGAACUGGAUCAGGGUCCUGUUUCCUUUGAGGAUGUGGUUGUGUAUUUUACAGAAGAGGAGUGGGCCCUGCUGGACCCUGACCAGAGAGCUUUGUAUGAAGAAGUCAUGGAGGAAAAUUGUGGGGUUCUGGCCUCUCUCGAAGGUGGUGAAUGUGGAACCGAGGAUAAGGGAGAAGUACUUGGAAAACAGACACAGGAAAGAGGCAGAUGUAGAAAGAGGGAAGAUCAGAGAAGAAAAACUGAAGCAGGAGAGAAGAUGAGGAAGAAAUUGACUGCAUCUCAAGGAAGUGACUGCCAUGAAAUCGUAGACAAAGAAAAAGCAGAUAAAAGAAAGGAAACAAGUAAUUACAAAGUACAUUGGGAAAGUAUUGUUUCUGCAACAAGAUGUAAAUCGUACUGCAAAUUCCACACAGGGGAGAAGACUUAUAGAUACUUGGAGUGUGGAAAGACUGUCAGCGAGAGCUCCCAUGUCAGUUUUCAUCAGAGAAUUCACACUGGGGAGAAACCAUGCUUGGAAUGUGGGAAGAGUUUCAGAGACAGUUCUAAACUUUCUAUCCACCAAAGGAUCCAUACAGGGGAAAAACCAUAUAAAUGUUUGGAAUGUAAAAAGAACUUCAGUCAGAAGAUACAUCUCACUGAUCAUCAAAGAAUUCAUACAGGGGAGAAACCAUAUAAAUGCUUGGAGUGUGGAAAGAGCUUCAAUCGGAGCUGCCAUCUCAAUUACCAUCAGAGAGUCCACACCGGGGAGAAACCUUAUAAAUGUUUUCAGUGUGGAAAAAGUUUCAGUCAGAAAGUAAAUCUCACAUAUCAUCAAAGAAUUCACACAGGGGAGAAACCAUAUAAAUGUUUAGAGUGUGGAAAGGGCUUCAGAGACAGUUUUAAACUAACUUGUCAUCAAAGAAUUCACACAGGGGAGAAACCAUAUAUAUGUUUGGAGUGUGGAAAGGGCUUCAGAGACGGUUCUAAACUUUCCACACACCAAAGAAUUCAUACACUGGAGACACAAUAUAAAUGUUUGGAGUGUGGAAAGGGCUUCAAAGAUGGUUCUAAACUUUCUGCCCACCAAAGAAUUCAUACGGGAGAAAAACGAUAUAUAUGCUUGGAAUGUGGAAAGAGGUUCAGUAAGAGCUCCCAUCUCACCUCCCAUCACAGAAUUCACACAGGGGAGAAACCAUAUAAAUGUUUUGAGUGCGGAAAGGGCUUCACUCAGAAGAUUAAUCUCACAACUCACCUUAGAAUUCAUACUGGGGAAAAACCAUAUAAAUGUUUGGAAUGUGGAAAAAGUUUCAGUCAGAAGAGAAAUCUGACAAAUCAUCAAAAAGUCCACACAGGGGAGAAACCAUAUAAAUGCUUGGAAUGUGGAAAGAGCUUCAGUAGAAGCUCCUACCUCACUUCCCAUCAAAGAAUUCACAUAAGGGAGGAACUAUUUUAAAAAAGUCUGUGUGUGGUGGUGGAAUAGUGUGAAAAGAGUUUUCGAAGGAGUACAAAUGUCUGUUGUCAUCAACAAACUUAGCAAGGGAGGAAAACCGUAUUUAUGCUUGAGUUAGUAAAACUCUCAGUAAGAAGAAAGAGCUCAUUUCUCAUAAAUGAAGUCACAUGUGGAGAAUCCAUAUAAAUGCUUAUGAAAGUGAGGUCUUUAAUCUGCCCCAAUAGGGAAGAGGGUGGUGACCAAACAGAACCUCAGAGGCUAAAAUUCGAUUGGAAAUACUUGUUUUAAAUACAUCUUCAGAGAACCAGUUAAUGCAUUUUGUUUAGGAAAAGCGUAAGCAUAAUACAGUGAAAGAGAAAUCAACAGCACUUAAUGUAUAAAUUAAUCUUAGGUAAGGGAGAAAUAUUGAGGAACAGUAUAUGCAUUUAAAUUAAAGUUAUUAGAUUUUAUUUUACAUGCAUAUACUGUUCAUCAUAUCUCAUGGGAAAAUACAGAGGGAAAUAAAACAUCAGAUAAAGUUGCUGUCCAUGCAAGGAUUACAUGUAAGGUUAUAAUUAAAAACAUUUAACCACUGCUAAAUUCUACAUUGGCCCGCCUAAACGCCAUUAGCCCUCUUGUUAAACUGUACUAAAUCCCCAGCUAUCCUGACUAAGAGAGCCAGUGUGGUGUAGUGGUUAAGGUGGUGGACUACGACUUGGGAGACCAGGGUUCGAAUCCCCACACAGCCAUGAAGCUCACUGGGUGGCCUUGGGCCAGUCACUGAUCCUCAGAGGGGGCAAUGGUAAACCCCCUCUGAAUACCGCUUACCAGGAAAACCCUAUUCAUAGGGUCGCCAUAAGUCGGGAUUGACUUGAAAGCAAUAAAAUAAAUAAUAUCCUGACUAAAUGGCCUUUUCAUUUAAACACUGGUGGGGAAAACUCUGGCCUGUGGGCCAAUCUAGGCCUGCCAGCAGGUCCAGUUUGGCCCAGGAGGGAAUUUUCCCCAAACUAUGCCUUCCCGUCCAUCUGCUGACAUCACUCAUCUCACAUUUCACCUUUAAACCCAACAGCAAGGGCUUUUGACUGGUGGAUGGGACAACACAUGUAAUUGGCAGGGUAUAGCCCCACCUACCUAUCAGAUUUGGCUUAUGAGGUCAAUCCUGAUAAGGAUCUGGCCCACGGAGCCAAAAACGUCCCCAAUCCCUUAUUUAAAAGCACAACAUUGCUACCAAUCCAGAAUGGAAUUCCAAGGCACAGACUCCCGUGGUCUUAGAUGAAACGUAUGCAUGUUAGUGGCAGAGCAGAUGCAGUGGUUCUCUGGAUCCAUUUCCAUUUGGGUUCAGGCAUGGUUUGGGGAUUGAAUCAGUCUUGGUCACUUUGAUGGAUAAUUUAUAUCAAGAUUGGGACAGGGAGAACAAACCUCUGCUCCUGCUUCUCUGUCUUUCUGUGGCUUUUGGUACUGUUGCCCACAGUAUCUACCUGGAUCGGCUCAGUGGGAUGGGUAUUGGGGGCACUGUCUGUCAUUGGUUCCAUUCCUACCUCCAAGGUUGUGUCCAGAGAAUAGCACUGGGGAUCAGGGAUGUGGAGUUGGUACGCCAAACCUUCGACUCCGACUUCUACUGCCUGACUCCGACUCCACCCCAAAAUGCUUCUGACUCCACAGCCCUGGAAAGUGCUGUAAAUGUCUUUUUAAAUUGGAAGCUCUUGUAGGAGCAUUUUUAUCGCUGCCGGAAUAUGUGCUGAUCUUGGCAUCACAGCAUUUGUCUUCAUCUGGGUCCUGUGUCAUACACUGACACACAAAAUGUUUUCCACCUUGAGUUAUGGUGAAAUGCUCAACUACAGCUGACUUCAUGGGAAGCUUCUUUGACAUUUUGAAUUUAUAUUUUAAAAAAUUUGUCAAUCAAAAUUUAUGUUGAAGCCGGAGUCGGAGUCAGUACAUUUCUACCGACUCUUGACUCCACCCAAAAUUGCUCCCGACUCCGACUCCACGACUCUGACUCCACAGCCCUGCUGGGGAUUGUGUCGUGGCCCCCACGGUCCUUGUGUUAUGGUGUGCCGCAGGGCACGAUCCUGCCUCCAGUGCUGUUUAACAUCUAUAGCCGUUGGAAGCAAUCCUUGUGGGACAAAAUGUCGUCAGUACUCUGAUGAUAUGCAGGUCUGUUUCUCCAUAACAUCUGAGCCAGGAGAAGCUGAAUAUGGUCGAGAGCAUUGCCUGGAUGCAGCUGUGGAAUGGAUGAGGGUUAAUAAACUGAGCUUAAACCCUGGAAAGACAGAAACGCUGUGGGUGGAUAGUUCCAGUGUCCGGGAUAUUGGCCCUUUGCCUGUUCUGGAUGGGACUACUCUCCCUUUGAAAGAACAGGUGCGUAGAUUGGGGGGCGUUCCUUAAUCCAUCUUUUCGCUUGAGGCUCAGGUAGCAUCAAUGGCUCAGAGAGCCUUUCACCAGCUCCAACUGGCAUGCCAGCUACAACCACUUUUGGACAAGGAUAGUCUGGCUACAGUGAUUCUUGCAAUGGCAACCUCAAGAAUUGUAAUGCACUCUACCCUUGCACCUGGUCCUGAAGCACCAGCAGGUACAAAAUGCUGUGGCGAGACUCUCGGGGGCAGACUGCCACCAGCAUAUUAACUGUGGUGCUGAAAUGCUUUCACUGCUGCCCAUAAGUUACUGGGUCAGGUUCAAAGUUCUUAUAUUAAUUUUCAAAGGUCUUAACAACUUGGGCCCAGGAUAACUUAAGGGACGCUUGAUCCCUUAUACCUCAACCCAAUCACUGAGAUCUUUGGGGUGUCACUGCCUGUGGUCCCCCAUGACUCAGAUUAUUAGAAUUUAUUACGUGCCCUUCACCCCAAAGUCCCAUGGUGGGUUACUACAAUUUUAAAAUACAAGGUUCAUAAUUACUAGAAGCCAUGCAUUCAAUGUUGUGGACCCAAGUGGAACUCCUUCCCAAAUGAGAUUAGACAGGCACCCUAUGGGUGAACUUACCGCACAGGACUAAAACUUUCUUGUUCCAGCAAGAAAUACUAAAGGUAUUUGUAGUGUUAAUGUUCAGUUUUGUGAUAUGUUAUGGUUUCA